This is a messenger RNA of Belonocnema kinseyi, 786 nucleotides long. It is a transcript of the gene Sf3b5, whose product is annotated as splicing factor 3B subunit 5. NCBI's taxonomy places the organism in Eukaryota, Metazoa, Arthropoda, Insecta, Hymenoptera, Cynipidae. The transcript has 2 exons. Gene Ontology annotation, biological process: mRNA splicing, via spliceosome. The record is from RefSeq and is a predicted model, not a curated record. Gene Ontology annotation, cellular component: U2 snRNP; precatalytic spliceosome. Bases 381 to 638 code for a protein of 85 amino acids.
UCAUGACACCAUUAAGCGAGAACCACACAACUACAUAAGACACAAACUGACAGCGCUGUGGACGCCACAUAAACAUGCUAGAUUCUGAUUGGCUAAAUUAUCGAAGUAUUCGGCGUUCAUUGGCUAGCAAAGAAUCCGGAAGUAACGUCUCGUAUAUGUCGGUUUUUUCCGGCGAGUGAAUUGAGAUUGUCUCGUCAUUCUUAACCUAAGUAACAAAGUCAUAAAGAAAUCUUUGAUCAUGAACAAAGUAUCUGUUCACCAAUAGUAAGGUCAAACCGAUAAAUAAACAAAAUAGCUUGUUUCGGUGCUUUCCAAAAUCUACCAAAAAUACCAAUUUUAUCAUCAUCUGGGCCAAAACAUUAUUUUGAAAUAAUUACAAAAUGGGAGAGCGCUACAAUAUUCAUUCUCAAUUAGAGCAUCUGCAGUCCAAAUACAUUGGGACGGGCCACGCCGACACAACCAAAUUUGAAUGGCUAGUAAACCAGCACAGGGAUUCCUGUAGUAGUUACAUGGGACAUUAUGAUUUGCUCAAUUUCUUCGCCAUCGGCGAGAAUGAAUCAAAAGCACGCGUCCGUUUUAAUUUGAUGGAGAAAAUGCUACAGCCAUGUGGUCCACCACCUGAAAAGCCCGAAGAUUAAGACAAACUAGACUCUACCAGUUUCGCUAUAUUCACGAUUACCCUUAAUCAUAUUUUAUACUAUACAUCUCGCUACUCCAAGAAUCAAGUGAAAAUCCAUUUUUCUUUAAUGUAAAUUUAUUUUAACAAAAAUAGCAAUAAAAUCAGCU